CUUUUUGAGGGGAGGAGCCUUUUUUUUAAGAAACACCUGUGUUCGGGGCGGCGUCUUCAACAUUUCAUGCAUCUUGUCUCCACUUUCAGCGAGAGCUGAUACGUUUGAGAUAAAACUUUUAAGGCUGCUGGAUGAUGGAUGGAUGAGAGAGGCAUUCCCAAAGAGAUAUGGAGCCAGGGUUGAAGCUGGAGUCAACCUUGUGGGUCGGCAAUAAACGACACCGUGUCGUGCUGACAGGCUGGAAAUUCAACUGGACCGAGGUAGAUAAGAAGAAUCGCGAUAAGAAAACAAUUUCAGUGUCCGUGGCGGAGAUCAUUGGUGUGGAGGAUGGACGAGUUACUAUCCUGCCCCACAAGUCUGCAGAGGACACAGAUAAAGACUUCACUGUUUUCUAUGUGAAUCGUAUCAGAAGUGGGAGCUCUCAUGGGUUGCUAUGGAGACUGGGGCAGACCCAGUUUAGCUGUCCUAGUCGUGUCCUCCGAGACCAGUGGACCAAACAUCUGAGAGCUGCUCUCAGAACUCACAGUCCUUUGCGUCCUAGCAGAUUGUUGGUGUUUAUUAACCCGUUUGGAGGGAAGAAGCAAGGAAAAGACAUCUAUCAGUCUCUGGUCGCUCCUCUUUUUGAGCUGGCUGGCAUCAGCUGUCAUGCUAUAGUUACUGAGCAGGCAAACCAGGCUCGAGACCACUUGCUGAAGAAGGACCUGACAGGCUUCGACGGUGUGGUGUGUGUCGGCGGGGACGGCAUGUUCAGCGAGGUGCUCCACGGUGUGAUUGGACGAACGCAGCAAGAGGUUGGCCUCAGCGAGAACGAUCCCGGUGUUACAUUGCAGCCAUGUCCGCUUCACAUUGGCAUCAUCCCUGCAGGCUCCACAGACUGUGUGUGUUACGCCACUGUGGGAGUGAUCGACCCUAUCACGUCAGCAUUGCACAUCAUCAUUGGUGACUCUCAGCCUUUAGAUGUGUGCUCAGUGCAUCACGCCAACAUUCUGGUGCGCUACUCUGUGUCCCUGUUGGGUUAUGGCUUCUAUGGGGACGUGCUGGCCGAGAGUGAAAAGCACCGCUGGAUGGGACCGCUCAGAUACGACUACGCUGGCACUAUGGUGUAUCUGAACAACAGGAGCUAUGCAGGCAUUAUUCAGUUUCUGCCAGCCGACCCACUGCUUUCCAGCCCCAGGGACAAAACCCGCUGCCUCUCAGGGUGCAGUGUUUGUUCCAGGAGCACAGAGAGACUUUUCCCGCACUGUCUGGAUUCUAGCUCGCUCUACAACUCCCACCUCAGCCAAAUCAGUAGUGACUCAGAUGGUGACUGGGUGAGCGUGGAGGGGAAGUUCAGGUGUGUCUCUCUCGCUUGUAUGUCCUGCUCGUGUCCCAGAAGCCCACUCGGCCUCUCUCCAUCCGCUCACCUGGCGGACGGUACAGGGGACCUGAUCCUUGUGUGGGACAGUCAUCCACUGGCUUUCCUCAAGUACCUCUACAGGCAGACAAGCACACAAGACCGAUUUGAUAUGCCAUUUGUGGAAGUCCACCGUGUGAAGGCUGUUCGCUUCUCUGUGUCGUCCAACGAAGAGGAGGGAACGUACAAGGAGGUACGAACGCCGAGUGAAGUAGAAGCAGCAGCUGCUGCAGAAGAAGGUGUGGAGGACUUAAGCAGGAGUGGAUCUCAGCAGCACCUGACAGAGAAACCCGCGGGACAUCCGAAGGCAACGUGCACCCCUCUCUGCGGGCUGUGCUGCAGAAAAGCCCCACAUUUGUCCGUGUGGAACUGCGAUGGAGAGAUUCUGCCGUUUACCGAUAUCCUCUGCAGGAUUCACGGCCAGCUGGUGCGCCUGUACGCCAGAGGCAUCGAAGACGCGGCGGCCAUGCACGCCUGCAAAGAAGAAAUGGUGAAACGUGAGAGACAAUAAUGACCAAUGAUUGCGAUGAAGUGCCCGGAGAGGAAAGAGGAAGCGACACGUGAGCAUGAACGGGUGUUUGCCAAAUGUCAUUUCACUGCAAUUUUAAGAAUUUAUAUAAUAAACUAUCUUACAAAUGUGAA
Molecule: messenger RNA, 2035 nt
Organism: Nerophis ophidion (straightnose pipefish)
Lineage: Eukaryota; Metazoa; Chordata; Actinopteri; Syngnathiformes; Syngnathidae
Product: ceramide kinase family protein
Exons: 14
Coding region: 168-1904 (578 amino acids)
Molecular function (GO): kinase activity
Source: RefSeq, a predicted model, not a curated record